AGCUUUUCUAAAAUCGUUGUCAUUAUGCAAUGCACUUUCUACAUGUAUAGUCUGUCUCAAUUUUCAUAUUUAACGAUGUUAUUACAUAUCGUUAUUGGGUAAAGCCAUCAACACAAAAAUUUAUUCUCGCUUGAAUGACAACGCGAUAUAACAUUUACUGCAGUGUUGUGAAAAAUGUGUAUAAAACUUUAAUCCAGUAGAGUACUUUAAAAGAAACCUGUCUACUUACAAAAUUCCAAUUUUCUCAACUCACCGUAUAGACUAUAGUCACCAGGAUCUAAUAAGAAUGAAAAUAUAUUGUCUUCAUCAAAGCAAAAUUGUUCCUACCUUAGAUAAACUAAAAAAGAAGUUAGAAGAAGAUAAUAAUAAUAAUAAAUUGCCUUUAUUGUUGUAUAUUGUUAUAUACAAAUAUACAGUAGAGAAGAGGCGAAGCCCAGCAAAAGCUACUAAACUUAUCUAAGCACACUACAUUUUACCAUGAAGUACUGAUCUCUUGGUCAAUAAACAUUGGCGUCCGAAUAUUUAUUUGUCAGCAAAUUUGGUAUGUUUCCGUUAUUUUGCUAUGUAAUUCAUGCGAAAUAAAAAAUAAUUUAUUACGAUAGCACAGAAAGUGCUAAAUUGAAUAUUCCAUCGACAAAGCAAAAAAAAAAAAAUUAAAUAGAUAUAAAAAUGUCUUUUUCAUCAUUUUUUACAUCGUCCGAACAUUUAGUUGACAUGGGUGACAAGACAUGGGUUAUAGAGGACUAAACCAUAGUUCAUAAUCGAAAGGACAAGUGAUUGAGCUAAAAGUUUCCGUAAACUGAAAUUCAGGACAGUUCUGUCUGUAUAAAUGGCGUAAAACCAAAUAAGACUCUUUCACCAACAAACAUCAUGGUCCACGCAUGACCAUGAUGUUUGUUGACGUGACAAAUAUAAUAUUUUAUUUAAAAAGUGUUCAAAGGCGCCCCCCUCACCCCUAGUCUGGAAGGUAUACGGAAGAAGGGAACAAAACAAUCAAUUUCACCCUAAAGAAAAAAAAUUCGAACAAUCAGAACGCCCUGUAUAGUAUCAAACGCGCUGUUGCCUCGGGCGGGCAAAUUUUAAGACGCAGUGAAUCACUAUCGAAACUUUCACAUUUUUAAGCACAUAGUUUGUUACACUUUCCGCGUAGUUUCUAUCGAGUACGCGUCCACUGUUAUCCGCCGAAAUCGAGUUUAGGCUGAAUGGGUUCGUUAGACGGCGGUUCGAAGAUACUUAAAGUCGCAGCAAAAAUGGACGAUCCCGUUCCCGACACCAAUGACGAUCUGACCGCCGACUACAGACGCAAGUUGCAAGAACUGACCCCGACGUUUCAGGAAAACCUGAUCCGGGCCUUUAGGAACGAAGCCGUGAGGACGCAGAGGCGGAAACAUUUGGUCAAGUCGGUCCACAAGCUCGAUCCCGUACUGCUGUCGCUUGACAACAAUAAGAUAGAACUGAGCGACCUGAAGUUACUAUGGCUGCCCGAUUUUCGUAUUGCCAACCUAACGGUGGACCUGCCAAACCUUUGCCUCGAUAUGGAUCUCAAGUUGGGCAACUUGAGGAUCGAGGGGGUGUACGAUGUCAACAACUUGAUGCUGCAGAAGUUCCUUCCGGUCUCACAUAACGGAAAAGUGGUGGUAACUUUCUCUGACGUCACGACGAAGGGGCGGGUCGGUUUGCAUAUACAGGGCGACUCGUUCGUACCCGCCAACUAUGACCUCGCGUACCAAUGGACCGCGACCGAAGUAAGCGUGAACUAUUACGUGAGCAACGAGACCCAGAUCGAGAACGCGAUCACCUCCAGUGGCGGAGAGCAGACUUUGGGUGACACGAUAUGGCUCCAACUUAACGACCUGCUCACCAGCUUGCUCGACGAGCAAUUGGCCGGGGUAGUCGUCGGAUUUUCAGUCACCGAGUCAUUGGCAGACGAGGACCAAGACCUUAGGAAAUGGGCACAGCAAGCCGCCUCAAAAGCAAACCGCGUUUUUGACACCCUACUGUGUUCCGCGAAAGACUACUUAGUGGCAAAAAACUAUUGGGCGAUCGAGACACCCCCAUUCGACGUCGUUUACAGGGGCAAACCGGCCAGUUUGGAUCAGGGCAUAUUCCAGACCGGCAAGGGCUACCUGCAGGACCUUUCGAGCCUUAGCCGCCUGCAGGAUUUGAGUUUAUACGAAACCGAGCAACAGGCCGUGGUUUACGGCAGCUUGAAGCUGCGCGACUUCAAACACGGUUACGAAAUCUUCAGCAGCAAGUUCGAGGGCACGGAAGUGAGCGGCAGUAUCAGGACCUCCGUAUACAAAAACGGGAUUUUUAUUAAAUUGUCGUGCGACAAAACCGAUCUCGCUCCCGUCAAGCUCGAGGCUGUUUCCGUGAGAACGAUAGGUGACGUCGACGUAGACGCGUCCGGACUCGCUUCUCUCAGUUGGCUGGUGCCGAAAGUCACUUCAUGGACGGUCGGCAAUCUUCGCUGCAAGGCUGUUCCCGUGUUGGAGAAGCACAUCGUUGAGGCGUUCAAUUACGCAAUCGAAGCUCGACAAAGCCGGAAAAGCGCGAGCGCUGACGAGGACAGCGCCAUGUUUUGGAAGGGCAUGUUCGUGGCGCAUUAGACUUUUAAGUUUUUGCAUUUUUGUUUCGAUAUCGGGUCAAUAAAAACUGGUUUCG
This is a messenger RNA of Cylas formicarius (sweet potato weevil), 2664 nucleotides long. RefSeq lists its product as uncharacterized. The record is from RefSeq and is a predicted model, not a curated record. NCBI's taxonomy places the organism in Eukaryota, Metazoa, Arthropoda, Insecta, Coleoptera, Brentidae. The transcript has 12 exons. The coding region runs from base 1203 to 2609 and encodes 468 amino acids.